Messenger RNA from Melitaea cinxia (Glanville fritillary), 2387 nucleotides. RefSeq lists its product as uncharacterized. NCBI's taxonomy places the organism in Eukaryota, Metazoa, Arthropoda, Insecta, Lepidoptera, Nymphalidae. Bases 628 to 2076 code for a protein of 482 amino acids. The record is from RefSeq and is a predicted model, not a curated record. The transcript has 7 exons.
GCGGUCGCUUAGUAGAGCGUAGCCGAAACUUACAACUGUCAGUGUCAAUGAUUUAUAAUGAGUAAUGAAAUUCUGUCAAUAAAAAAUAUUUUUAUUGUAUUUUUACACUAGUGCAAUUUACAACCCCCUUUUUUAGUUCAUUUGUUGUAAAAUUAUUUCUAAUUUACACGAAAAGUAAUAUCAUGAUUAAAUCAAGUCUUAAUAGAACAUAAUCAUUACAAUUACUCAAUCAAAAAUUGAAAAAAUUUUAAAAACUAAAAAGACACUCAAUUAUACAUAAAUAAAAAACAGAAACAAAUUUGAAAGUCAUCCUAGUUUGAUAUGAUGCUGUAUAAUGAAUUAUAACUGAAAUAAAAAAUAGGAAUUCAAUGAAAUAAAUAUAUCAAAGUAUUUUAAGUGUCUGUUAGUAGUGUGAAGCACUUUCAAGUCUCCUUGAUGUUUUGGGAUCAUGUGUACCGAAACAGGCAUAUUAUGCAAGAAUUUGAGGAUAUAGAAAUACACAAAACGAGUGUCUCAGUGUUUGUGGCGUUGUUUUACUUAGAAAUGUUGUAUAUUUUAAUUAUGACAUUGUCAAUACUCAAUCGAAUCAAUCAGAAUUUGUCAUCUUAGUUUAAAAAGCAAGCAAAAAUGGUUGAAGUAAUACAAGGAAAUGUAUGUGAACGCUUAUAUCUUCAAAAGCAGGGUUCGCAUGAAGUAUUUCUAAAUAACUGUCAACUACUAAAACAACACCAAAUAAAUGGUCUGAGAUGCCUAUAUAUGCAAUUUAAAAAGAAAAAGCAAGGUGUUAUUUUAAACUUCCCGACACACACUGGCAAAUCAGUUACAGUUGUUUUAUUUGUUAAUGCUGUUAUAUAUUUACUGAAGAAACCCGUAUUGAUACUGUGUAAAAAUGACAAUGAAAUGUUUACAUGGAAAGAGUAUUUCCUACAAUGGACUGAUUUUAUUGAAGAUGAUUUGGCAGUGGAAUCAAAGAGAGUAGUAAAGGGUAAAAAGAUUUUCAUCAAGAAGGUAGAUGAGUUGGCAUAUUACCGACAUCAUAGUUGGAGCAUCGUUAUAGCAAAACACGACUUAAUUGAUAAAGAUAUGUGUCAAAUUAGUGAUGCUGAAUACAAGAUAUGGAUUACGUCAACUGAUAUGAAGAAGGAUUUAAAAAUGCUUGCUUUCAUUUAUGAUUGGCUGUAUCCAAAACUGAAGUUGAAUGUCAAAGAUUUUAUACCAAGUGAGAAAACAUCUAAAGAAAUACUGCUGAAAUCUAUUUAUCUAGAUGCAUUCUUAGAGGAUAUUGUUAUACGGGAAGAUAAUGUGAAACAGUUUGAUGAAAUAAAGGAAUCUAAAACCUCAAGUAAUAUUGCUAAUGUGAGCGAGACUAGGGUAAAAAAAUCAAGGAAAAACAAAGAUGCCACAGGAACUAAAGUAAAACGAUCUAGAAGAAUUAUCGAUGAUGAUGAUGAUGAUAAAACAAUUUUAAAUGAAAAUGAAACUACGUCAACAAGAAUAUCAAUAAUAAACGAAAAUUUUGCCUUCGAAACUGAUGAACAGAAUGUAAAUGAAGGUAAUAAUGUAUUUGUAAAUGAUCUUAAUAAUGACAUGAGUACUGUUUAUGCACCUUCAGAUAUUAAUUUUAUGGAGCAAAAUUUGAGUACUGGUAUCAAAACUAAUCUAGAAGCAAAUAUGGAAAUUGAUUCAAUGGAAACAAUGGAUUUCGGAGAUGCUAUCAAUGAAAUAGUUAGAAACGAGAAUAUAAUGCAACCGGAAAAUUCCACUGAGUCUAUCUAUUCUGAAGAAAUUGGCAAUGAGACUAAUGUGAAUCUAGAAAAUGAGAAAGAAAGUCUGAAAGUUGAUAAUAACGGUAUGGAACAAGGUACUUUAAACGAUCCUAUUGAUAUUUUGAAGAGUGAACAAAAUGUUGAUGGAAAGGAAGAUUGUAAAGAAAUUGUAAAAAAUGAAGAAGUGUCAGAUCUUGAUGAAACAAAUGGAGGGAAGACAUUUAACAAUUAUAUUGACACUAAGUUAACAGAAUUGGAAGAGAGAACGAUGAAAAAGUUUAAAGGAUCUUUUCUAGAUAGUAUAUUCUAAAGUUUUUUUUAUUAUUAAAUUAAAAAGGGAUAUGUAUUAUAAUAAGGAAAUAUAUUUUAUUUUGCCAAUUUUUAUACAUUUUUCUAUGUUUAUGGCGUAAAGUCGCUAUUGUAUAGUGGAUUAAGCGUAGCUAUAAGUGUUGUUUAUUCUUGUCUGUUCUAAUGUCUACGAUAUUUUUAGCGCAUGAAUUGUAUAAAUUAUUUUUUAACUUAUCUGUUAAGUCUCGGACUUGUUUUAUUCUCUUAGCACAAUUCUUAUUGUCUGUACCACAGAUAAUAUAUGGCAAACCUUAAUAAAAAUGUUUAUUUGAA